CAAUAUAAACUUUAAGCUGCGCACGAGCAGUCGUGGUUGUUUGCGCGUCUUCAUUCGAACGCGUACCGGCGCGGGCGCCGCGGAUAAACAAAAAUAAAUAAAAUACUGUGAUAAUCUAUGUGAUUUUAGUAUAAAAUACAUUAUAGAAACAUAGAUGUCAGCGACAAUGAUUAGAGCAGCGGAGACAUGUGCAUGUCCGUUGCGAGAGAUAGGGCCGUCAAUGGCCGGUUCCUGCGGGAGUCAAUUCUUGUUAUUCAUGAGUAUUUUGGAGUCAUUCGUCAAUGGUCGAUGCGAUCUUGUGGAUCCUUGCAACCGAGUGCCAGAGAAGGAGACGUUGCAGGACAGCUAUGACUUCGUGGUGGUUGGCGGUGGUACCUCUGGAUCGGUUGUGGCGGCUAGAUUGUCGGAAAAUCCACAAUGGAAGGUUUUGCUGAUAGAAGCCGGUGGUGAUGAACCCUCUCAAUCGUCAGUGCCAGCGUGGGUCACAGCUUAUUGGAGUCGAAAUGAUACUGAUUGGAAUUAUUAUACGGAACCGCAGGAAAAGGCUUGUCUAUCUAAUGGUGGGAGGUGCUCUUGGCAUAGAGGGAAAAUGUUAGGAGGAUGUUCAGUAGUCAACGGCAUGAUGUACAUGCGUGGUCAUGCAGCGGACUACGACGGUUGGGCGGUCAACGGCGCGACUGGUUGGUCGUGGUUUGAAGUGAUGCCUUACUUCCUCAAGAGCGAAGAUAAUAAGGAAAUAGGAUCUGGAGUGUCCGGACAGUACCAUAAUACUGGCGGGCCACUACCCGUGCAAAGGUUCCGCUAUGCUCCUCGCUUCGCUCACGAUGUUGUAUCGGCAGCUAUUGAAUUAGGCUAUCCACCUACUAGCGAUUUGAACGGGGAAACUACCACCGGUUUUACCAUCGCACAAACCUUUAAUGACAAUGGUACUAGAUACAGUACGGCUCGCGCAUACCUCCGACCAGCAGCAUAUCGGCAAAACCUUGAUGUCAUGCUAAAUGCACUGGUGUCGAGGGUUACCAUAGAUCCCGGCACGAAGAGAGUCACAGGAGUGGAGUAUGUUAAGAAUGGGGAGACUAAAGUCAUUGGUGUCACGAAAGAGGUUAUCUUAUCAGCUGGCACCAUGAAUUCGCCACAAAUACUCAUGCUAUCUGGCAUAGGACCAAGGCAAACGUUAGACAAGUUUAACAUACCAGUUAUCGUGGACCUUCCUGGAGUUGGUCAGAAUCUUCAUAACCAUGUUGGAGUAACGUUGGACUUUACUUUGACGAAGGAACCAGAUGUUCCAGAACUGUCUUGGGAAAGUGCUAUGGAAUAUAUGUUGGAAAGAAAAGGACCGCUUUCAGGAACGGGUUUAUCCCAGCUAACGGGCAUGAUAAACUCCCGCCUCUCGUCAGCGGGCGGGCGCCAUCCUGACAUCCAGUACUUCUUCAGCGGCUACCACGCGUCCUGCGGCGACGGGAAUGUUGCGAAACCGGAUCAGAUCGCCAGUAAGAGAAGGAUAUCAAUAUCAGCAGUAUCCCUACAACCACGCAGCCGAGGCUACCUCACGCUGCAGUCGGUGGACCCGGCUCAACCUCCUCUGAUGCAACCGAAUUAUUUCUACAAUGAACAUGAGCUCAAUGUACUCAUAGAAGCUGCAAGAACGGCGUAUCGACUGGCAAAUACUACGAUUCUUCGCGAGAAAUACGGCAUGCAACCAACCGAAGGCUACGGGAAGGAAUGUCCUGGAGGCGGAUUGAACCCCACAGACGAUUUCUUCAGAUGCUUGGCUCAACAACGCACCGCUCCAGAAAACCAUCAAGUGGGCACUUGCAAGAUGGGCUCUAAUGACGAUCCUAUGGCUGUUGUUGAUCCUUCGCUUAGUGUUUAUGGUGUUGAAGGUCUGCGAGUAGUAGACGCAUCUAUAAUGCCAACAGUGCCCUCAGCCAACACAGCCGCUCCCGCAAUCAUGAUCGGGGAGCGAGCAGCAGAAUUCGUUAUCACAAGGCAUCAGAGGUUCAAGAAUAGAUAUGGCAAUGAUAAUGUUACUAAAGGAGGAGCUAUUAAUAAUGAUGACAGGUGGCGUAAGUGGGACGACAGACCGUGGUCGUGGAAUAAGAAUUGGCAAAACUCAUACAAGCCGCAAGAUUGGUACCGACACAAUCGGGUUAAUCACGCUAAUCAUCAAAUUUCUAGAUAAAAUGCCGAUUUAUAUGUAGAAUAAACAUAAGUAUUUAAUAUUUAAUUAAUUGUGAAACUGAUAUGGAACCUAUUAUAUUUAUUAAUUAUAUAAAGUUAUUUAAAUCAUAAGUAUGCCAAUUAGAUGAUCAUUAUGAUUAACACAAGAAAGGGGCAUGACAUGUAUCGAUUGUUUUUUUUUUGAGAUUUAGUACAAAACUGUUAUUAACAUGUGGUCCAAUGUUAACCCCACAAAAUAAAAUUUAAAGCGUUCAAUAAAAAAUUAAGUACAAUUAUUUGACUAUUGGCACACCCCGGACACUCCAUACAAAAUUAUCGUUUUGACAGUCACACUGUAGAGACUGCAAAUGUGUCUGUUAACGCUUUAUGGUUGGCACAUUUGUGACUAGCGUAAAGAAAUUCGCGUUUUUCAUAUGAAAUACAUAUCCGUAUACAGCACAAUAUCUAACCAGCGAAAAACGAUAAUCACAAAUCCAAAAUAAUAAAAUUAAGUCAAUUUGAUUAAUGUUGUCAAUCUUCGUGCGUUCCUUGCGGAAAAAUGCGGGCCAUUUAUAGCGUGAUCGUGCGGGGUGUGAGGUUAGUGUUUAAUUUUGGCGGGAGGCGGAGUGUCCGUUCUGUAGCGUUUAGCUACUAUUAUGUAUUCUGCGCUGUUGGGUUACUUUUACGGGAGAGUAUUGAACCACAGUUAUGUAUAAGUAAUUAAACGGUUACUUAUAAGCUGUUAUUAGAAAUAAAAGAGGUAUUAUGAAAAUAAAGAUAAUUUAAUAUGCUA
Molecule: messenger RNA, 2953 nt
Organism: Colias croceus (clouded yellow)
Lineage: Eukaryota; Metazoa; Arthropoda; Insecta; Lepidoptera; Pieridae
Product: glucose dehydrogenase [FAD, quinone]-like
Exons: 13
Coding region: 155-2182 (675 amino acids)
Molecular function (GO): flavin adenine dinucleotide binding; oxidoreductase activity, acting on CH-OH group of donors
Source: RefSeq, a predicted model, not a curated record